Molecule: messenger RNA, 12638 nt
Organism: Mesoplodon densirostris (Blainville's beaked whale)
Lineage: Eukaryota; Metazoa; Chordata; Mammalia; Artiodactyla; Ziphiidae
Gene: AKAP9
Product: A-kinase anchoring protein 9
Exons: 51
Coding region: 280-12138 (3952 amino acids)
Biological process (GO): signal transduction; regulation of ventricular cardiac muscle cell membrane repolarization; regulation of Golgi organization
Cellular component (GO): cis-Golgi network; centrosome; synaptic membrane
Molecular function (GO): potassium channel regulator activity; DNA binding; molecular adaptor activity
Source: RefSeq, a predicted model, not a curated record
GGCCGGGCCCGCGGCGGCUGCGCGGACAACGUCCCCCUUCCUCCCGUCCCGCCGUGUGUUUACGUGGAGACGAAGAUGGCGGCGGCGGUGACGACGCUACCCGUGCGGCCGAAGACGGUCAGCCAGUGAGCGCCGAGACUAGUUCCACUCGGGCGAGGGGGAGCGCCUGGCCCAGCCCUGCUCCCCGGGCCGCGAAGCUUGCGGUCGCACCCCCGUGCGAACCGACCUUUCCGUUCCCGACCCCCUGCCUGUCUUCCCCCAGCCUUCCCUGCAGAAGCUAUGGAGGACGAAGAGAGACAGAAGAAGCUGGAGGCUGGCAAAGCCAAGCUUGCCGAGUUUCGACAAAGGAAAGCUCAAUCUGAUGGGCAGAAUCCUAAGAAGCAGAAAAAAAAGAGGAAAACUUCAAGUAGUAAACAUGACAUGUCAGCAUACCAUGCUGUGAAUAUUGAGCAAUCACAGAGUGAUGAAAUGUGCACAAAUAGUUCUCAGAGGUUAGGAUCAGCUGUGACUCCUGAAUCCACAAUAAUGAGAACUCUACACAGUGGAGAAAUAGUUAAACAUGACCAGGUCUUCUCUGUUGAACCGGAAAGUGAAAUUUCAACCACGGCAGAUGAUUAUAGUUCAGAGGUAAAUGGUUGCAGUUUUGUGGCAAGAACAGGAAAGCCUACAAAUUUAUUAAGGGAAGAAGAAUUUGGUGUUGAUGAUUCUUAUUCUGAACAUGGAGCACAGUACAAUCAGACCCACCUAGAGAUGAUGGAAAAUGAAUUGGCUGGGAAACAACAUGAGAUUGAAGAGCUAAACAGAGAACUAGAAGAAAUGAGGGCCACCUGUGGGACUGAAGGACUGAAGCAGUUGCAAGAAUUUGAAGCUGCCAUUAAACAGAGAGAUGGCAUUAUAACCCAACUCACUGCUAAUUUACAACAAGCUAGAAGAGAAAAGGAUGAGACAAUGAGAGAAUUUUUAGAGUUGACAGAACAGAGUCAAAAAUUACAGAUUCAAUUCCAGCAUUUACAGGCUAGUGAAACUCUGAGAAACAGCACUCAUAGUAGCACAGCUGCAGAUUUACUACAAGCCAAACAACAGAUCCUCACUCAUCAGCAACAGCUGGAAGAACAAGACCAUCUGUUAGAAGAUUAUCACAAAAAGAAAGAAGACUUCAAAAUGCAAAUUAGUUUCUUGCAAGAGAAAAUUAGAGCAUAUGAAAUGGAACAGGAUAAAAAAAUAGAAAGCUCAAGUAAAGAAAUACAGGAAAAGGAAGCAGUCAUUGAAGAAUUAAAUACAAAAAUAAUAGAAGAAGAAAAAAAAACUCUUGAGCUAAAGGAUAAAGUCACAACUGCUGAUAAAUUACUGGAAGAAUUACAAGAACAGGUUGUACAAAAGAACCAAGAGAUAAAAAAUAUGAAAUUAGAGCUGACUAAUUCCAAGCAAAAGGAAAGACAGUGUUCUGAGGAAAUAAAACAAUUAAUGGGGACAGUUGAAGAACUUCAGAAGAAAAAUCAUAAAGAUAGUCAGUUUGAAACUGAUAUUCUACAAAGAAUGGAACAAGAAACACAAAGAAAGUUAGAACAACUCCGGGCAGAGCUGGAUGAGAUGUAUGGGCAGCAGAUAGUACAGAUGAAACAAGAAUUAAUAAAACAACACAUGUCACAGAUAGAUGAACUUAAAACACAACAUAAGGGAGAAAUGGAGAAUGCUUUAAGAUCAUAUCCAAAUAUUACAGUUAAUGAAGAUCAAAUAAAGUUAAUGAAUAUGGCAAUAAAUGAACUGAAUAUAAAAUUGCAAGAUACUAACUCUCAAAAGGAAAAACUCAAGGAAGAACUAGGAGUAAUUUCAGGAGAAAAGUCUGUUCUACAGAGACAGCUUGAAGACCUUUUUGAAGAAUUGAGCUUUUCAAGGGACCAAAUUCAGAGGGCUAGACAGACUAUAGCUGAACAAGAAAGUAAACUCAAUGAAGCACACAAGUCCCUUAGUACAGUGAAAGAUUUGAAAGCGGAGAUUAUUUCUGCAUCUGAAUCCAGGAAGGAACUAGAAUUAAAACAUGAAGCAGAAGUUACACAUUAUAAGAUAAAGCUUGAAAUGUUAGAAAGAGAAAAAAAUGCUGUAUUAGACAGAAUGGCUGAAUCACAAGAAGCUGAGCUAGAGAGGCUGAGGACACAGCUCCUGUUUAGUCAUGAAGAAGAACUUUCCAAACUGAAGGAAGAUUUGGAAAUUGAACAUCGAAUAAAUAUUGAAAAGCUUAAAGAUAACUUAGGCAUUCACUAUAAACAGCAGAUAGAUGGCUUACAGAAUGAAAUGAGUCAAAAGAUAGAAACCAUGCAGUUUGAAAAAGACAAUUUGAUAACUAAGCAGAACCAGUUAAUUUUGGAAAUUUCAAAGCUGAAAGAUUUACAGCAAUCCCUUGUGAAUUCAAAAUCAGAAGAAAUGACCCUUCAAAUCAAUGAACUUCAAAAAGAAAUUGAAAUACUCAGACAAGAAGAAAAGGAAAAGGGUACACUUGAACAAGAAGUUCAAGAAUUACAACUUAAAACUGAAUUAUUGGAGAAACAAAUGAAGGAAAAAGAGGAUGACCUUCAAGAAAAAUUUGCACAACUUGAAGCAGAGAAUAGCAUUCUUAAAGAUGAAAAGAAGUCCCUUGAAGACAUGUUGGAAAUAUAUACUCCUCUUAACCAAGAAGAAAGAUUAAUUUCCACAGACUCCAUUAAGUCCAGAUCCAAAGACUGUAGCUGGCAAAAAGAAAUAGAAAUUCUUACAGAGGAAAAUGAGAACCUCAAAAAACAAUGUAUUCAGCUAACUGAAGAGAUUGAAAAGCAAAGGAACACUUUUUCAUUUGCUGAAAAAAAUUUUGAAGUUAAUUAUCAAGAGUUACAGGAGGAUUAUGCUUGCCUUCUCAAGGUAAAAACCGAUUUAGAAGACAGUAAAAAUAAACAAGAAGUUGAAUAUAAAAGUAAGCUUAAAGCACUUAGUGAAGAGCUUCAUCAUUUGCAAAGAAUAAACCCAACUCUAGUGAAAAUAAAAAGUUCAGUCUUUGAUGAUGACAAAACUUUUACAGCAGAACCAUUGGAAAUUGGUGAGGUUGUUGAGAAAGAUACAACAGAACUUAUGGAAAAACUUGAGGUAACCAAGCGAGAAAAAUUAGAACUGUCAGAGAGACUGUCUGAUCUUUCUGAACAAUUAAAACAGAAACAUAGCGAGAUUAGUUUUCUAAGGGAAGAAGUUAAAUCUUUAAAGCAAGAAAAAGAGCAAGUCUUAUUGAGGUGUAGAGAGCUAGAAAUCAUAAUUAACCAUAAUAGGACAGAAGAUGUAAAUGUGUGUGCUGUCCAUUUAAGCUCUUUAAAAGAUGGAGUUUUGACAAGCAGGGAUUCUGGAGGGUGUGUUCCUAAAAUAAGUAAAGAUUUUGGUGAAGAAUCAAAAAUAAUGGAGUUAAAUAAAAUUCCUUUUGAAAAUAUGACUCUUGGAAAAGAAAAUAAGCAAGAAUGGUUUUUUGAUCACUUGCCGUCAGUGACAAAUGAAUCAUCACUUGGGACAACUGAACCAGGUGAAAAUGAUAAACUUCAGCAGGAGCUCAGUGUACUUAAAUCAGAACAGAAUGAUUUAAGGCUACAGAUGGAAGCUCAACGUAUUUGCCUCUCUCUGGUUUAUUCAACUCAUGUGGAUCAGGUUCGUGAAUAUAUGAAAAAGGAAAAAGAUAAAGCUCUUUGCAGUCUUAAGCAGGAGCUUAUUUCUGCUCAAGAGGAUAAGAUCAAGGAACUUCAGAAAAUACACCAGCUAGAGCUACAGAAUAUAAAAACACAAGAAACAGGUGAUGAAGUGAAGCCUUUACAGAUGCUCAUUGGAAAACUUCACAGGGCAGUGUCUGAAGAAUGUUCUCAUUUUACACAGACUUUUUGCAGUGUCCUUGGUGAACAUUAUACUUCUGCUUUAAAAUGUGAAGUAAAUGUAGAAGAGAAAGAGAAAGAGACUUCCGGUGUUCACACUUCUGAAAAUCAAGAACUAGAAUUGCAAGAUUAUAAAUAUGAAGUUCAAGAUUUUCAAGAAAAUGUGCAAACUCUUCUCAACAAAGUAACAGAAGAAUACAACAAACUCUUGGUACUUCAGUCACGAUUAAGUAAGAUUCAAGGACAGCAGACAGGUGAUGUGAAACUUGAAUUUGCAGAAGAAAACCUACCAAAAGAGGAAGCAGACUUUUUAUCAACCCAUCCUCAGAUGACAAAUUUUCAAGACACUGAUGUUUGUCAUAAAAGAAAGUUAUCUGCUCUGCAAGAUACCGAAAAAAUUAAACAACUUGAAGGACAAGUUCAAGAAUUAGAAAACCUCGUAUCCUCUUUGCAGCAGCAACUGAAAGAAACGGAAGAAAACUAUGGGGCAGAGAUUCAUUCUUUGCAGGAAAGGCUACAAGCUGUUAAUGAGUUUACAGUUCAGCCAAGCUUUUCCAUUGAUUCAAUGGUAAUUACUGAAUCUGAUGUACAGAAAACAGUAUACCCUGGAAGUUGUCUAAAAUGGAACAUCGAUGGUGCAACAGAGAGCACAGGCUCCGGACACGCAGGCUCAACGGCCAUGGCUCAAGGGCCCAGCCACUCCGCGGCAUGUGGGAUCUUCCCGGACCAGGGCACGAACCCGUGUCCCCUGCAUCGGCAGGCGGACUCUCAACCGCUGCGCCACCAGGGAAGCCCUUUUUCUGGUGAAUUUGGAGUGAAACAGGAAACAAAUAUGGUUAAGUUGCUGGAAAAACAGUACCAAGAACGAUUAGAAGAAGAAGUAGCUAAGGUCAUUGUGUCAAUGAGUAUAGCAUUUGCUCAGCAAACUGAACUAUCUAGAAUAUCUGGGGAAAAAGAAGAUGCUCCAUCUUCAAAACAAGCAUCUGCUCUCUGUCAGGAAGAACAUUAUUUAAAUGAAAUGAAAUUAUCACAAGGUCACUUUGGUUUUCAGACUUUGGAGGCAACAGACAAGAAAUUUAAAGAAGAAUUUAAACCACUUAGUAAAGAGUUAGGAGAAGAUGGAAAGGAAGUUCUGUUAUCAGACAAGGGUAAUCUUGAUGAUAUACUAGAAUCAAAGGACCAUGAACUGACUAUUUCAGAAGAAAUGUUCUCCAAAGAUAAAACAUUUAUGGUCAGAGAAUCUCUCCAUGAUGAGAUUUUGGUAUCAAGUAUGGAUGCUUCUAGACAACUAAUGUUAAAUGAAGAACAGUUAGAAGAUAUGAGGCAGGAACUUGUACGACAAUACCAAGAACAUCAACAGGCAAUGGAACUUUUAAGGCAGGCACACAUGCGGCAGAUGGAGAGACAGCGAGAAGACCAGGAACAGCUGCAAGAAGAGAUCAAGAGGCUGAAUAAACAAUUAGCCCAGAGAUCCUCAAUAGAUAAUGAAAACCUGGUUUCAGAGAGAGAGAGGGUGCUUUUAGAGGAGCUGGAAGCACUAAAGCAGCUGUCUCUAGCUGGAAGAGAGAAGCUGUGUUGUGAGCUGCGCAACAGCAGUACGCAAACACAGAAUGCAAAUGAAAACCAAGGAGAAAUUGAGGAGCAGACCUUUAAAGAAAAGGAAUUGGACAGAAAACCUGAAGAGGUGCCUCCUGAAAUUCUGUCCAGUGAAAGGUAUACACUCCAGAAAGCUAAUAGCAGACUUCUGAAGAUCCUCUUAGAAGUUGUAAAGACAACAGCAGCUGUUGAAGAAACAAUUGGUCGCCAUGUCCUUGGUAUUCUAGAUAGAUCUAGUAAAGGCCAGUCACUGACCAGCCAGAUUUGGAGGUCAGAAGCAGAGACACCAAUAAAGUCGUGUGUCCAUGAGGAACACACAGGAGAUGAAUCUAAACCCUCUUAUUCUGGAAGUGAUAUACCAAGGAGUGACAAUAGCAUGUGGUCCAAAGUAACUGAGGAAGGAACGGAGCUGUCACAGCAGCUCAUGAGGAGUGGCUUUACUGGAAAUGAAAUAGACCCUGAGAAUGAAGAACUUAUGCUGAACAUUAGCUCUCGACUACAAGCGGCAGUUGAAAAACUCCUAGAAGCCAUAAGUGAAACUAGUAGUCAGCUGGAACAUGCGAGAGUUACACAGACAGAAUUGAUGCGUGAGUCAUUUAGACAGAAACAAGAAGUGACAGAGUCCCUUAAGUGCCAAGAAGAACUGCGAGAGCGCCUUCAUGAGGAGUGCAGGGCCAGAGAACAGCUGACUGUGGAGCUCAGUAAGGCUGAGGGUGUCAUUGAUGGCUAUGCAGAUGAAAAAACACUUUUUGAAAGGCAAAUUCAGGAAAAAACUGAUAUAAUAGAUCGUCUUGAGCAGGAGUUGUUAUGUGCAGGUAAUAGAUUACAAGAAUUAGAAGCAGAGCAACAGCAGAUCCAAGAAGAAAGAGAAUUACUGUCGAGGCAGAAGGAAGCUAUGAAAGCUGAGGCAGGCCCAGUUGAACAGCAAUUACUACAGGAGACAGAAAAACUGAUGAAGGAAAAACUAGAGGUACAGUGUCAAGCUGAAAAAGUAUGUGAUGACCUUCAAAAACAAGUGAAAGCUCUAGAAAUAGAUGUCGAGGAACAAGUCAGUAGAUUUGUAGAGCUGGAACAGGAAAAAAAUGCUGAACUGAUGGAUUUAAGACAGCAAAACCAAGCACUGGAAAAGCAGUUAGAAAAAAUGAGAAAAUUUUUAGAUGAGCAAGCCAUUGAUAGAGAACACGAGAGAGAUGUAUUCCAACAGGAAAUACAGAAACUAGAACAGCAGCUUAAGGUCGUACCUCGAUUCCAGCCUAUCAGUGAACAUCAAACUAGAGAGGUUGAACAGUUAACAAAUCAUCUGAAAGAAAAAACAGACAAGUGCAGUGAGCUUUUGCUCUCUAAAGAGCAACUUCAGAGGGAUAUACAGGAGCGUAAUGAAGAAAUUGAGAAACUGGAGUUCAGAGUAAGGGAAUUGGAGCAAGCCUUACUCAUGAGUACGGACAGUUUUCAAAAGGUAGAGGACCAAAAACAGUUUGGAUCAGUAGAAGCUAAAACGGAAUUGUCUCUAGAAAUACAAUUGCAGGCUGAGCGAGACGCCAUAGACAGAAAGGAAAAAGAGAUCACAAACUUAGAAGAACAGUUGGAACAGUUCAGAGAAGAACUGGAAAAUAAGAAUGAAGAAGUCCAGCAACUACAUAUGCAAUUAGAGAUACAGAAAAAGGAAUCUACUACCCGCCUACAAGAACUUGAACAAGAAAACAAAUUAUUUAAGGAUGAAAUGGAGAAACUGGGAUUUGCCAUAAAGCAAGCUGAUCCUAUCUCUACCCAGGACCAACAUGUACUAUUUGGGAAAUUUGCUCAAAUAAUGCAGGAAAAAGAGGUAGAAAUUGACCAACUGAAUGAGCAAAUUACAAAACUUCAGCAUCAACUUAAAAUUACAACAGAUAACAAGGUUAUUGAAGAAAAAAAUGAACUAAUAAGGGAUCUUGAAACCCAGAUAGAAUGUUUGAUGAGUGAUCAAGAACGUGUGAAGAAAAAUAGCGAAGAAGAAAUUGAGCAGCUCAGUGAAGUGAUUGAAAAGCUUCAACAGGAAUUGGCAAAUAUUGAACAGAAGACAUCGGUGGUUACUAAUUCUCUCCCAGAAGAAGCAGAUAGUUUAAAACAUCAGUUGGAUAUGGUAAUAGCUGAAAAACUGGCUUUGGAACAGCAAGUAGAAACCACUAAUGAAGAAAUGGCCUUGACAAAAAGUGUACUUAAAGAAACCAAUUUAAAAAUGAACCAGCUAACACAAGAAUUACAUAGCUUAAAGAGAGAACGUGAAAAUAUGGAAAAAAUCCAUAGUAUACCAGAGAAAAGUGUUAACAUGGCUGUAGAUGAUCUGAGCAGAAACAAACCUGGACUAGAAGUAGUCCUUACUGAGGGUGCUCGUAAACCCCUAGAAAAUCCGACUUACCUCAGAUCUUCUGAAGAAAACAGCAAAGUUUCCAUAAGCAGUUUGCAAACACAGGUGCUACAACUUGAGAGCACUGUGAGUGCAAAGGACUUAGAACUUACCCAAUGUCAUAAACAAAUAAAGGACCUGCAGGAGCAAGGCCAGUCUGAAAAAGAAGCACUGAAAAAGAAGAUGGCAAACCUGCAAAAUAUACUUGAGGAAAAGGUGGCUGCUGCUCUUGUGAGUCAGGUCCAACUCGAAGCAGUUAAAGAAUAUGUAAAAUUCUGUCAAGAUAAACAAGCAGUUUCACCAGAUCCUGGAGGAACAAAUACACAGAAUAUAAACCAACUAACAGAAAAUGAGGUGGAGUCAAAUGUGUCAGCACUGACCUUGAGAAUAUCAGAAUUAGAAAGCCAGGUGGUUGAAAUGCAGGUAGAAACUGCAGAAAAAAAUGCUUUGGAAAAAGAAAAGAAGCUACUAGAACUACAGAAGCUAUUGGAGGACAAUGAGAAAAAACAGGGAAGCAAAGAAAGGAAAAGAAGCCCUCUAGGAGAUUUUGAAGUUCUCAAGACAACUACUGAGCUGAUUCAUACCAGUGAAGAAAAUGAAUUUUUUGGUCGAUUUGAGACUCUUAGAGCUGAGUCAGCAGCUACCAAAGAAGAACUUGCCAGUUAUAAAGAGAAGGCAGAAAAACUUCAAGAAGAGCUUUUGGUAAAAGAAACAAAUAUGGCAUUUCUCCAGAAAGAUUUAAGCCAAGUUAGGGAUCAACUCAAAAAGGCAGAAGAGAAAUUAUCCUACUUCUUAGAAAAAGAAGAUAAUACCGAGGUACAAGAAAACAGAAAGUUCUGCACGUUAGAGCCACUUCCUAUAGAAGUGGGUAAAAGCUCUGCAUCACAGACAGAUGGUACUCUCAAGAUCAACAGCAGCAACCAGACUCCACAAAUUCUUGUUAGAAAUGCAGGAAUCCAAAUUGAUUUACGGAAUGAAUGUUCAUCAGAGGAAGUCACUGAAGUAAUUAAUCAGUUUACUGAAAAAAUUGAGCAGAUGCAAGAACUACAUGCUGCUGAGAUUCUGGAUAUGGAAUCCAGACAUAUUUCAGAAACUGAAACCUUAAAGAGAGAUCACUAUGUUGCUGUUCAGUUACUGACAGAGGAAUGUGGUACCUUGAAGUCAGUGAUACAGUGUCUGAGAUCUAAAGAGGGCUCCUCAGUUCCUGAAUUAACACAUUCCGAUGCUUACCAAACUAGAGAAAUAUGUUCCAGUGAUUCUGGAUCAGACUGGGGUCAGGGAAUUUAUCUUACACAAAGUCAGGGAUUUGACACAGCAUCAGAAGGCCGAGGCGAAGAAGGUGAAAGUUCAACAGAUUCAUUUCCAAAGAAAAUAAAGGGAUUACUGAGAGCUGUCCAUAAUGAAGGCAUGCAGGUGCUCUCUCUUACUGAGUCUCCCUAUAGUGACGGAGAAGACCAUUCUGUUCAGCAAGCUUCAGAAUCCUGGCUAGAAGAGAGAAGAGCUUACCUCCUUACAAUCUCAUCUCUUAAGGAUUUGAUUACCAAAAUGCAAAUGCAAAGGGAAGCCAAGGUUUAUGAUAGUUCUCAGUCUCAUGAGAGCUCCUCUGACUGGCGAGGUGAACUUCUGCUUGCUCUUCAGCAGGUUUUCUUAAAGGAGCAUGGUGUUUUACUAGCUGCAUUUCAGACUGAGCUGACAGCUCUAGGUACUAGAGAUGCAGUUGAAUUAUUAAACUGUUUGGAACAGAGAAUACAAGAACAGGGUAUUGAAUAUCGAGCAGCCAUGGAAUGCCUCCAGAAAGCAGAUAGAAGGAGUUUGUUAGCUGAAAUUCAAGCACUGCAUGCUCAGAUGAAUGGUAAGAAAAUGACUCUGAAAAGAGAACAAGAGAAUGAUCAACCAAGCCAAGAACUCUUGGAAUACAAUAUGCAGCAGAAGCAGUCUCAAAUGCUGGAGAUGCAAGUGGAGCUCAGCAGUGUGAAAGACAGAGCAACAGAACUGCAGGAACAGCUGAGUUCUGAGAAAAUGGUGGUUGCUGAACUGAAAAGUGAACUUGCACAAGCUAAACUGGAACUAGAAACAACACUCAAGGCACAGCAUAAGCACCUAAAGGAAUUAGAGGCAUUCAGGUUGGAAGUUAAAGAUAAAACGGAUGAAGUACAUUUGCUUAAUGACACAUUAGCAAGUGAACAGAAAAAGUCCAGAGAGCUCCAGUGGGCUUUGGAGAAAGAGAAAGCCAAGCUGGGACGCAGUGAAGAGCGGGAUAAAGAAGAACUUGAGGAUCUGAAAUUCUCACUUGAGGGUCAGAAACAAAGGAAUAUUCAGCUAAAUCAACUUUUGGAACAACAGAAACAACAACUAAAUGAAUCACAGCAGAAAAUAGAAUCACAAAGAGUGCUACAUGAUGCCCAGUUAUCCGAAGAACGAGGUCGAAACUUGGAGCUUCAAGUACUUCUUGAAUCUGAGAAAGUUCGAAUUCGGGAAAUGAGUAUUACCCUGGAUAGGGAGCGGGAAUUACAUGCACAACUACAGAGCAGUGAUGAUAGUGGGCAGUCUCGGCCAUCCUUACCCUCUGAGGACCUCCUUAAAGAGCUUCAGAAACAGCUAGAGGAGAAACACAGUCGCAUAGUUGAAUUGUUAAAUGAGACUGAGAAAUAUAAACUGGAUUCUUUGCAAACAAGACAACAAAUGGAAAAGGAUAGGCAGGUUCACAGGAAGACACUGCAGACAGAACAAGAGGCCAACACUGAGGGACAGAAAAAAAUGUAUGAGCUUCAGUCCAAAGUGGAAGAUCUUCAGCGCCAACUGGAAGAGAAAAGGCAACAGGUUUAUAAGUUAGAUCUUGAAGGAAAACGACUGCAAGGAAUUAUGCAGGAAUUCCAAAAGCAGGAACUAGAACGAGAAGAAAAACGAGAAAGUAGAAGAAUUCUGUAUCAGAAUCUUAAUGAGCCAACCACUUGGAGUUUAACCAAUGAUCGAACCAGAAAUUGGGUUCUUCAACAGAAAAUAGGAGAGACAAAGGAAUCAAGCUAUCCUAAAAUGAUUGAAAUGAAUGGAGGAGGAGCUGGCUAUAACCAUGAAUUAGAAAUGAUCAGACAAAAACUUCAACGUGUGGCUUCAAAACUACAGCAUCUAGCCCAGAAAGCCUCCAAUAGACUACAGUUUGAAACAGCAGAUGAUGAAGAUUUUGUUUGGGUUCAGGAAAAUAUUGAUGGAAUUGUUUUACAACUACAAAAAUUAACUGGCCAGCCAGGCGAAGAGCCUACCUUAAGGUCCCCAAGUACUUCUUGUGGCUCAUUAACUGAAAGACUACUAAGACAAAAUACUGAGCUGACAGGACAUAUCAGCCAACUGACUGAAGAAAAGAAUGAUUUAAGAAGCAUGGUUAUGAAGCUGGAGGAGCAGAUCAGGUGUUAUCGACAGACAGGAGCUGGCAGAGAUUAUUCUUCUAGGUUUUCAUUCAGUGGUGGCCCCAACAUUGAAGCCAUCAUUGCUUCAGAAAAAGAAGUCUGGAACAGAGAAAAGUUGACUCUCCAAAAAUCCUUGAAACGGGCAGAAGCUGAGGUAUACAAACUAAAAGCUGAACUAAGAAAUGAAGCUUUACUUCAAAAUCUGAGCCCUGAUUCUGAGCACGCCACUGUAAAGAGAAUUUAUGGCAAAUACCUGAGGGCAGAAAGUUUUCGGAAAGCUCUCAUUUAUCAAAAGAAAUACCUGCUUCUGUUACUGGGUGGGUUCCAAGAAUGUGAGGAUGCCACCCUGGCUCUGCUUGCCCGAAUGGGGGGACAUCCGGCCUUCACAGAUUUAGAGGUGAUCACCAACCGUCCAAAGGGCUUCACCAGGUUUCGGUCAGCUGUCAGAGUGUCCAUGGCAAUUUCGAGAAUGAAAUUUUUGGUUCGACGGUGGCAUCGAGUCACAGGUUCUGGUUCCAUCAAUAUUAACAGGGAUGGCUUUGGAUUGAAUCCAGGUACAUUUUGGAUUACUUUAGGUGCCGAAAAGACUGACCCAUUUUAUCAUUCUUCUGGUGGGCUGGAGCUAUAUGGAGAACCAAGACAUAGUGCGUAUCGCUCAAGAUCAGAUCUGGACUAUCCAAGGUCUCCUUUACCAUUUCAAAAUAGGUACCCAGGUCCUCCAGCUGAUUUAAAUCCUGGUUCCUUAGCAUGUUCUCAGCUUCAGAAUUAUGAUCCUGACAGAGCCCUGACAGAUUAUAUCACUCGGCUAGAGGCACUGCAGAGACGACUUGGAACUGUACAGUCAGGUUCAACUCAGUUUCAUGCUGGCAUGAGAAGAUAAUCCUUUGAAACAUCAUGAAUCGAAGUGAUUUUAAACAAAUUCCCUUUUGUAAAUCAGUGGUUCUUUUGUGCUUUUGUAUUGUGGAUAUUCAAUGGGACCAAUCUGAACACAGCUUAUGAUUGUAUACAAAUCCCUUGCCAGCACAUGAAAACAAACUGGAAUUUGUACAUAUAAGCAUUGUGUAUGUAUUCAUGCACAAUAAUCAUGAAAUUACAUGUAUAUUUGUGGAAUGCUAAUUUAAAUGAUUUAAAUUAUAAACCUUGUGUAUUUAUCAAAUGGGUGAAAAGAUUAAACUUUUGGCAUUAUAUUACUGUUGAAUGUGUAGCUUGAGGUGUCCUGCACUUUUCUUAUAAGGCUACUGAAGUUAUAUGUUUCUGCCUAAUAUAUUUGCUACUGGUGAUGAAGACAGAUAAUAUCACUUGUAGAGACUUAUUUUUGUAUAAUGGUAGAAGUUUGGAAUUUUAUGGGAUAUUUUGUCAAGUACUGAAAUAAAAAUGACU